Messenger RNA from Penicillium psychrosexuale, 705 nucleotides. RefSeq lists its product as uncharacterized. The record is from RefSeq and is a predicted model, not a curated record. Bases 1 to 705 code for a protein of 234 amino acids. The transcript has a single exon. Gene Ontology annotation, molecular function: protein binding. NCBI's taxonomy places the organism in Eukaryota, Fungi, Ascomycota, Eurotiomycetes, Eurotiales, Aspergillaceae.
AUGCCACCGCGCAAAAAAGAAUCACUGCGUGGCUUUGAUUUGGGAAAGUCAUCAUCGGCUACAACCACGGCUUCGACUCAGGAACAGGAGGGCACUAGACCCAUAUUGACUGCUGUAGUGGCACCUGACUUGCAUCCGCCCUAUCAGGUUGAUUCGGAUGGAGAUAUUAUUCUCUUCACACCAGAAACCCCCCUGAUUGACUUCAGCAAAGGCAAUGUGCCGGGAAAUUACGCUCGCUUCCAAGUCUCAUCGAAGCACCUAGCACUAGCAUCGGCUUAUUUCAAGCGAAUGCUGAAAGAUUGUUGGGCUGAAGGGGGUGCUCUUUCAAAGAAGGGAUCUGUUGAGAUUCCCGUCAACGACUGCAAACCAGAUAUCCUUCUGGUCCUUUUGAACCUCAUCCAUGGACGUUCACGACAAGUUCCCCUGAAGCUGACCCUACCGCAAUUGAGUGAUAUCGCCGUGGCCACCGAUUUUUUUCAAUGCAACGAGGUGGUCGAAGUGUUUGCUGGUAUCUGGAUACAAGCCCUGGAGUCGCUUGUUCCGUCUUCAUUUUCACAAGACAUGAAAAUAUGGAUGAUGAUCUCCUGUGUCUUCCGGUCCCACUCCAUGAUCUUCCAAAAAACAACAAAAAUUGCCAUACAGCAAGCAACAGGGCCAUUUGACACAAGCAAUCUCCCGAUUCCAAAUUCCGUCAAAGGUAUGUGA